AUGAUGCACCCUGUUGCCAGCAGCAAUGCAGCUUUCUGUGGGAGCGGCAAGAGCUCUUGCCUUAGCGAAGACAACGUGAGAGCUGCGGAUCAGUUUGACCUGUAUGCCACACAGCAGAGCAAGUACAGCCACGCAGUCAGCCACAAACCCAUCGCCUGCCAGAGGCAGGACGCCCUCAACGACUCGCACUUGCAGACCACGAGUGGCAGAAAUAUAGAGACAAAAGAUGAACUAAAGAAAAAGAAAAACCUCAACCGCUCCGGCAAGCGCGGCAGGCCGUCAGGGACCACCAAAUCUGCAGGGUACCGGACCAGCACGGGCCGACCCCUGGGGACCACCAAAGCAGCUGGAUUUAAGACAAGUCCAGGCAGACCCUUGGGUACAACUAAAGCAGCAGGAUACAAAGUCAGCCCAGGCAGACCUCCAGGAAAAAAGCAGCAAGCCUUCAGGUGUUCCAGUGAUGCCUAACACAUAGUGAGCUGGACUUUUGCUGUACUUUAGGUGUGUUGAAUGGUUUUGGGGGAACUGUGUAUGCACUGGCAACUAAGACAAUGAACCUCAACUGUACUGGAUGGCUCCUUAGUGACUAGAUGAACUAAUGGCAGCUAAACUGCUACUAAGGAAUAGUUUCUUCAUGCUGAAGCUCUGAAAUCCAGUUCUGUGUUCUGUUCCUCAACAAACUCAGCAGUCUGAAAUCUCUGAGAACGAUGUCACUUCUGACACGUGCGAAAUGCUAACGCGAGUUCAUCACCCUCAGGAUCUGUGUUGUAUUGGCUGUUUCUAAUCAGAUGAUUUUUCAACAAAAGACUGCUUUCAGUUCUUUCCUGGACUCAGCUGGGCAAGCAGUCCUCUUCAGCUGAAUGUAUGACUGCAGGAGUGUCACACCUCGCUGGCAAGGAACGUGUUGCAUGUCACCACUGUACCUUGGGGAAACUCCACUCCUUUUACCUCUCCUGUUUAUCCUGUUUGCUCCAGUUCCAUUCCUCACCUGUGCAUCCACUCACUGGUGCUGUGCUGUGUGUCAGGAGAUAAUGCAGAUGUGUUGCUGUUCUGCUAGUAUAAUUUGUAUUCAAGUAUGCUGAUGAAAUAAUGAAAUCACCUAAGCAAUUUCUGUUCGGUUACAGUGUUUAUUAAUGAUAUCAGAUGGAAUAUAAUCC
Molecule: messenger RNA, 1157 nt
Organism: Acanthisitta chloris (rifleman)
Lineage: Eukaryota; Metazoa; Chordata; Aves; Passeriformes; Acanthisittidae
Product: chromosome unknown open reading frame, human C5orf24
Exons: 2
Coding region: 1-468 (155 amino acids)
Source: RefSeq, a predicted model, not a curated record